UCUCUCUCUCUCUCUCCGAAAUCAGCUGCCUGGCUCCCCCACGCAUGCUCUCCGCCGCACUCACUCGCCGCCAGCAGCGCAUGCAACAGCUUGGCGGGGCAAGCACCGAUGCUUUUCUCGCACCCGGGGGCACCUGAUGACUCAGGCAGAAUCCUCCAAGAGAGGUGCGUGGAAUAGCAUGGCAGAAGUCUGGUCUAGAGAUGGGCAGUGCUAAGGAGCCUGAGGCUUUGCAAUCAUUGAAAAAAGAAGUUGCUCCAGAAGAUGUUCAUCAGCCCAACACCAGCUUGCCUUGCAGUCAGGAGAAAGGCAGCUGCCUCCAGAACACCAAAUGUGACGGAGGGGAACUUACCAUGAGGAACUGCUGUGUAAAUGAUCUAGGCACCAAAGACAGCUGUCAAGAAGAUACCAUGGUGGACAACCCCAGCCAGAAGAAGGCUCCAGCUGUGGAUGCACCACCUUCUAAGGAUCUAGCUGCUGCAACUGGAACUGUGGCUCUUAAAGACACUGGGAAUGAAAAAAGUCCACUGGAAGGAUUAGGAGGCACAGAAGCUAUUAGUGACUUGUGUCACAACAGUGAGCAGAGAUCCAGCAUGAAGGAACUUCCCAGUAGUUCAACCAAUACCUGCACCCCUUUGGAAGGAAAAUAUUCUGGGAAAGCCAGUCCUGCUGCUGAAAAGAGAAAUGCUGAGGAGGCUUGUAGGCCCCUCCCAGCAGAAUCCUGCCUUAAGGGAGCCAAUAAGGACUCCUCCAGUGCACCAGCUUCCAUGAAACAUGUUGCAUUUCUUGAACCAACCAAAAACAAAGAUGAGCCAGGAAGUGUCAGAACAGGAAUGGUACCAUCUGAGCUGGGUCCAGACCUUACCACAUGCCUGCAGAAAACAAGCCAAGGGCAGCUUGAUGUCUCUAAGGGAGACUUGUGUAAACUUAAGGGUGCUUCCUGUGAAGCAGAAGAACAUGUCAAUGAAGGACAAAGAGAUACCCUUGUGCAGGAAGCCUCCAAGGAAUCUGUCUCAGAGCCCACAGGAGCAGACACUGCACCAGGGAAGUUGGGGAAGUCAGGAGCAGAAAUGAACCCGUUGGGUCCUACUGCAGGGAUGAGGCCUCCUGUUAUAAAAGUUAACACAGGUGUGGGCUCCAGUGGAGUAUCAGAAACUCUGACAGCUGCUGCUGCUGUUACUGCCCAUGAAAUCAAAUACCAGAGCACAUCAGGAGAUACUGAAACAACACCAGGUCAAGCCACACAGGAAACAGAAGGGCUCAGAGAAGCAUCACCCUCCAGCCCCGAGGGUAACAACAGAGCUCAGGAACAACAAAAGUCAGUAGUGACUAGCACGAGUACAAAUGAAGGACACGUAUCAGGUGUAGAGACCGAGUCUGUGGAGCCUCUUCCCAAGGUCUGCUCAUUUGAGAUCACUGCUCCCCAGCAAGAUGCUGGGACUCAAGUUGACAAUCGUGUGUCUUUGGUGUCAGUUGCCAUCAGCCCCAUCAAUCCACCGGAUGGUUCCACAGCCUUCACCUUCCACGCCAGGGGCUUGGCACCACUCUCUUCUCUGAAGAGCCCUGGCCCAGAACAGAAACCUACCAAGAAGGAUGUGGAGAUGCAAGUGUUCAUUCCAGUAGAGACCCGAUCAGUGGCCACAGGGCCCAUGACUCCAGUGACCAAAUCCCCCCAAGCCUCCUAUCCUGAGGUGCAUGUCAAAGGGGCACAGGAAGAGGCAUCAGAGCCCGUGCGCGAGGUCAGCUGGGAUGAGAAGGGGAUGACAUGGGAAGUGUAUGGUGCCUCUAUGGAGGUGGAGGUGCUGGGCAUGGCCAUCCAGAAGCAUCUGGAAAAGCAGAUUGAAGAACAUGGCCGGCAGAUAGUGAUGACUCCUCAGAGCACCCGUGCCAGCUCCAUUAAGGGCGCCCCCCGGAAGGGCGAGAUCAAGAGGCAGCCAAGUGUGUUCAGGGCACUCCUACAGAAUGUGCGUCGGCCCCAUUGCUGCUCCCGAGGGGGCCCAGCUGUGGAGUAAAGUGGGCACUUGCCUUCUGUUAGGUUUUAUAGCAGCUGGAAAUGCAAAUGUGAUGUAGUUUCUCAGGCAAUGUGUGAGCCCAUUCCUUUUAAGUCUUCUGAAUCCCAGGUAUUUGGACACUGAAAAUGAAGGCCACACGUUGUUUUACAAGGGUGACAUAAAUAUCACUUUGCAAGGUACAACUGGGCUGGUCCUGAGGAGGUUUGAUGUUCCAGAAAGCAAUGCUCAUUCUUGAAGUACAGUUUUGCAUCUUGGGAAGUGGUUUCCACAGUGCCAAACUUAUUUAGAUACAAUAUGCAAAACUGCCUAAAAUCUUUGGGGGGGGGGGGGCUGGAGACAGUCUCUGGGUUUUUGUUGUUGUGGUGGUGUUUUGUUUUUGUUUUUUUGCAUUAUUGCAGGCAUAGUUCCCUGACAGGCCAGAUUCAUCAGUUUUUGACUUCUAAGAACCCUCAGCCAGACAGUCUUUCCCAGCCUAAUUGCCUGAGGAUCAAAACAGACACGACCGAAGCCUUGGGUAAAAUGCUUUCUAUCCAUACCCUAUCAGGUAGAAAUACGCUUAUAGUGUGAGUUGGUCCACUUUUCUUUAGAAGUAGCAAGCAUGCCUUUGUUGCAUUGCCCAGUCCAUGGACGGAUGAGUCUAACGUCACAUAUCAAUCAAUCCAUGUAUUUUGUAAAGCGUGUUCCUACAUGGAUGGAACAUGCAUUGUUACCAGGCAGCAACUGUUUCAUCCAUAGGAUCAGUUCUCGCGAUCUUUUGUUUCAAACUCCAGAGAUUCCCUUUGAUCUGGAAUAACUGACCCCAGGACUUCAAUAACAUGCAUCUGAUUGCCAAUCCUCAAGUCCCUUUAGCAUGUGGAAGGGUGUGCAGUAGAAGCUUUUCAUGGCAUGGAGGUAAUUAGCAUCGCCUGGAAAAGAACAACCCACUCAUGGUAAAGAUCCAGCGUGGUUCAGUGGUUAAGAGCAGUCGACUCUAAUCUGGGGACCGAGUUCAAUUCCCCGCUUGUCCACAUGAAGCCUGCUGGGUGACCUUGAGUUAGUCACAAUCUUCUCAGAACUAACCCAGAACUUGGGUUAGUCACAAUUCUCUCAGAACCUGCCACACAAGGUGCCUGUAGUGGGAGAGGAAGGGAGGGUGAUUGUAAGCUGCCUUGAAAUGCCUUACUGUAGAGAAAAGGUGGGGUUUAAAAACCAACUCCUCUUCUUCUUCUAAGCCUUUGUUAAAAGAACAGGUCAUUUCUUUCUUCAAGCAGUUGGCAACCCAAAUCACUAAAGUGUUGCCACUUGAACUAUGUUAUAUUCCAUAAGCACAAUGUGAAUCCUCCAAAACUGGAACACUUUAUCUGAUUCACUGUACCAUGUACAUCUAUGGCUACCAAUCUUGAUCUAUGGCUACCAACCUUGAUCCUCCUUGAUCUCAGAUUGCAAAUGCCUUAGCAGACCAGGUGCUCAGGAGCGGCAGCAGCAGAAGGCCAUUGCUUUCACAUCCUGCACGUGAGCUCCCAAAGGCACCUGGUGGGCCACUGUGAGUAGCAGAGUGCUGGACUAGAUGGACUCUGGUCUGAUCCAGCUGGCUAGUUCUUAUGUUCUUAUGUCAUUAAGACUUCAAUCAUGUGCCACUUAUCAAGGAGUAAGUCCCAUGGGAGUCUGUGAGACUUACUCCUAAGUAAAUAUUCUUAGGCUUAUAUUGCCACUCUCUCCUUACAAACAGAAACCUCUGGCUUUCAGUUCAGCUGCAGGGCAUGCAACCAAAAUGCAAGCUCUGCAUAACAUUACUCUCUCCUUUACAAAAUAAAUGUUUCUGUCUUUAAAUCUGUAUCAUCUUUGUAUUUCCAGAUAACUUGAUGGGCAAUUCAGCUUUGCAGAAGAACGUUGGCAAAACCUCUGGUAGCUGUCUCAAAAGACACAAGCCAGAUUUCUUUUCCAGAAUUUAUUUUUUUUAAAUGGCAUUUAUACUAACUUGCUCUCCUUUCUACCAACCUUCUGAGCUGUGCCUCAGGAGCAACAUGGGUUGAACACUGCUGGAUGCAGCACUCACGUAACUGUAUACAUAUUUACGAACUGCAGUUUUGUCCUUCCCUGACAGCUGUUUCGAAGCCUUCUGGCUGCUUGUACAUGCAGCUGCCAGUUUAGAACCUCUUAAAACUUUUUUUCUUUUCUUUCUUUCUUUUCUUUAAUGGUCUCUGACAAGGCCAGCGCUGUGGGAGGCACUUUAAGAGAUGGUCAGUGAGUCAGGGAAUUGAUGGAUGACAUUCAAAGCAAAGGAAAACAGCUCCUUGUUUGUGUUAUCACAAAAGCUCUCAUCUAGUCUGAGAACAGACUGGAAAAGCAGCAGGGUUAGCAGUAAAGGCAUAGUUGCAUGGCAGUAGAUGAGACCAGAAGGUGGUGUCAUGUGCCCCCUUGGUUCAAGGCAGGAUCAUCCCACUAUGGGAUUUUCCUUGAAGAUUAACCUACAUAAUAUCAAAAAUAGGCAUGGUCUCCAGAAGCAAGUAACAGCCAGGGCUUUUUUGUUUCGAUAUGAGUGGCUGCUUGUCCUAAGGAUAUGUUGUGACAAUGGAGACCAUUUCAUUGGCAGUUUUCUUCCUGGGAUUUGGAGUGGGUUUCAGCCACCAUGCAAAACCGCAGCUUGGGGAAUCACGCGCAUAGCUUGACAUGCUCUGUACAGCAGCCCACUUUCAGCACCUCCUGCCCCUUGGCUAGCCAUGUGACCGGCAGCAGGAACCAGGUGAUGUUAUUUGCCUCCAUGUCAUUAAAAGCAUCAACUGCUCAUUUCCACGCAUUGAACCUCUGUUAAAAAGACAGGACAUUUCCCCUUUGACUACUUCAGGGUCAUGUCAGCUUCUUAGCAACAGCUUGAUUCUGAAGCACUGUGAGGCCAAAGAGUUUUCCUACAUCCUGCUGGGGCUGUCUUGGAUAACAGGCAAAGGUGGUGGUGCCACUGAGGAGCCAACUUGCCUGAGAAACUCAGAUCAUUUGGAAGCAUCCCCUUUCUGUGUGGGAGAGUGGCUUGCUGUGGGCUCUGGCUUGUGUGCAUGUGAGCGUGUGUGCCUUUGCCCUCUUUGCAGUCAGUGCGGUUUUUUCCCCUCCCAGAGAGCAAAGAGAUCGGCUGCCAUCAAAAACACAGCUAAUUUUUAUGUUCCUGGGUUUUUUUCCAAGAGGGUUGGACUGGGGUGUUUUAUUCAUAUGUGUUGGGAUAUAGGGUCUCUUGAAAAUACUUUCUUAACUCUGUUGUGUUUACUCUGAAUCGAGUUCUUGUUUUUCUGAAAGCGUCAUGAUGCUGCUGUUUCCUCUUUCUGCUUCCCCUCCACCAUCAUUCCUUUUCUUCCUUCAUGCAUUGAGAUUUCAUGAGUUUUCUCUAAACAAUGGAAUUUGGGAAGGGAUAGUAGGGACAGCCUACUGCCACAGUGUACAAGGAGAAGGGGAGAAGGGAUGGUGACAUGACAGAAACCAUAACUCUUGCUUUAGACACUUUUUUCCUCCAGCAUUCUUUCAUUAGAUAGGUUUCAGGGGUCUCUCCCAGCUGAAAAAUAUCAUGUCCCAAAACCUUCCCCUUUUUGUGGAGUUGGAGAAUUACAGUUGCUGACCCUUUUCUGGUUGGAUUCCUCCACCUAGUCUCAUUAAAUUCAGCAGACUAAGCCUUUUCCCUGCCAUGCACCUGUUGAAUUUCCUCCUUUUGUGCAGUCCAAUACUGAAUGUCGAACGCAGUCCUUUUAUGCAGGGAUGGACCAAGUAUAUUUUGAACAGGGCAGGUUUUCUGACUCUUUAAGAACUCUGAAGAAUGGGCGCAUUCAGUAGUGCCUCCCCAACUUUCACUGUAACACUGUGAGGAAGCAGCUAAACCUGAAGUCCACCUCUAAUCCUCAGAGCUCUCUUAAACAGACAGAAACCUUGGUUCUUUGGUAAUAUUAUAAUGCUAAAUAAGGGAAGGGAGGCUGCAUGACUGACUGGGGCGGAGGGGGGCAGCAUCUCCUUCCAAUGGCAUCUCAUUCAGCUGGGAUGGUCUUUGCCUUAACGUUGGAUUGCCUGUGGUCAGCACAGGGUAGCAGUGUCAUGUUCAGAUCUUGAUAAAGGAACUUUUCUCCACAGACUCAACACACUUGGUCCUUUAAAAUACUAGUGUGCUCCAAUACAGAGAGAAAGGUAUGUGCCCAGUUGCUGUCCACCAGACAUCUGUCUGUGAUCUGUUCUCAGUGAGAAAGUGCAGCCUCUACCUCCAGCAGGUUACCGUAGAUAAAGAUCUGUGCUCUCAGUAGCCUGUCAGUAGUCAAUUGCUGCAAGUGGUGAUGCUGAUUUCAGUACAAGGCACUUCCAUAACCCCAGUUGCAAUGGGAAAAGAACUGGUCAAAUGCAGUCGAGUCAUUAGCAAAAACUCUGCCUUUCUGUGCAUAUGUUUGAUACUGUAGCCUAUUUCAGGAAAAAUAUGUUAGUAGUAAUAUACAAAAAUAUGUUGUAUAUUUCUCUGCCACAGAACUCAACAUGCCAGACUUUGUUGUAGAAUGCUCCACCUGGCUCCUAGUGCCUGCCUAGCCCUGUUCCCCUCCAUCCGUUUGAUUGUAAAAAAUACAUUUUGGCAUUCAGUUUAAUUAUACAACAUUGGCACACAGCUCACUCACACACCUUUACUCCCGGUUGGCCUUCCCCAUGUGCCAUGCGCAGCGAGGAGAGUUCUCUUCAGAAGUAGAUAUGCCCACUCCUGCUCCAUCAGCCAUUUUGCCAAGAAAAAGUAUGACGCAGUUUGCAAAAGGCAAGUAUGGAUGAUAGUUGUUCAAUGAGCUAUAAAUGGCUCCUGUAUCAAAGUCUGUGUUCAGUAAUGUACAAAAUAAUGGUUUUGACAAAGGCAGCACAUAAAAAUGAAUGAUAAUUCUCAUAUUCGUCUUGGACUAUAUUUUAAUGUGGAAGCAUACAGUUUUCUCAACCGCAGCAUGUCAACUGACCGUACUGACAUCUUUUUCUGAGACAGAGUAUAGUAACCUGUCACAGGUUACCUAGUAUUGUUAUCCUUGGAGAAUAGUUAGAUAAGUAUGGGAGGAUUUGUUACAGCCAAAGGAAGGCUCGGAUUCUUGAAGCACUCAGUAUUAUUCAUAAGUCGAGUUCAGAGACUUUGGGGUCACACUAACAGGUUUGUACACAAACCCCGGAUUUCUGGCACCAGCAUUUUCACUGGGAUCUGCAGCUUCAUGACUUAUGCUACAAGGAGCAUGCAGAGAAGUGUUCAAGAGAACAACAAGCAAGAGGUUAGGUGUUGGGAGGUGUCCCUAAUUUGAUUUGCUGGCUUCGUGAACAUGACGUUGUAAAGCUCUCUAAGACCCUAAAUCCACGCUGCGUAAUGUGCUUGAAGAUACAGCAACUGUGUGCCCCUGUCCCUGGUGCCUCCCUUUUCCUGACCCACAGAAUUGCUGAGGGCCCUUCCCAUUCCUUCGUCCUGCCUAGUGUGCUGUUCUCAGUAUGGUGUUUACGUGCCACAUGGAUCUAUAAUACCAAGCAAUGAUAAGCUGUUAACAGUAACUUUGCCUUUGGUUUCUUUUUUCCCUUCUCUGUUUCUUUAGGGUACAAUCUUGUAAACUUGGCUGUUGGAUAAUAAAAUCUUCUGCAGAAAAAAAAA
Sphaerodactylus townsendi is the source of this 7608-nucleotide messenger RNA. RefSeq names its product G protein regulated inducer of neurite outgrowth 1 (gene GPRIN1). Gene Ontology annotation, biological process: neuron projection development. The transcript is spliced from 2 exons. Bases 201 to 2009 code for a protein of 602 amino acids. Gene Ontology annotation, cellular component: plasma membrane. The record is from RefSeq and is a predicted model, not a curated record. NCBI's taxonomy places the organism in Eukaryota, Metazoa, Chordata, Lepidosauria, Squamata, Sphaerodactylidae.